This is a messenger RNA of Lactuca sativa (garden lettuce), 945 nucleotides long. RefSeq lists its product as uncharacterized. Lineage: Eukaryota; Viridiplantae; Streptophyta; Magnoliopsida; Asterales; Asteraceae. The record is from RefSeq and is a predicted model, not a curated record.
UACUUUACCUUCAUUAUACUGGUUCCUCCCUCCUACACCGGUAGCGGUGGGGGUAUACUAAUGUCACGGCGGCGCAUUGCCGGAUUACAUCCCGUUUAAGAACUCAAGCGGCUUCAUCGUUUUCUCUAAAAUCUAAACUGUAUACUUAAUUUGCAAAGAUUUCUGUGCUGGUGCCUUAUUCUUCUUCUCAAGGGGAUCAUAGCGUACCAAUAAACGAUGCUAGGUCUUUCGUACGGGGAGCUUUUCCUUAUCAUCGGAGCCACGGCAGCUCUCAUCGGCCCCAAAGAUCUCCCACGCAUAGCACGAGUCGCCGGGAGGUUAGCUGGCCGGUCAAUUGGAUACGUUCAAAUGGCUCGUGGACAGUUCGACAAUGUCAUGCAGCAGUCUCAGGCUAAACAGGUGCACAAGGAACUUCAAGAUACUAUCGCUCAACUUGAAGCCAUACGUCAUGAAAUCCGAACAAUUUCCUUUGUGAAUCCUGGCCCAUUAACCAAGAGGCUUGUGGACAAUGUUUCCCAGAUUCCAGAUACAAAUGGGAAUACUGUUCCUGUAAAACCCAUUGAUGAUGAAGCAUUACCAACUGCUACCCCUAAGGUUUAUAAUUAUAAUGCAACUGCCUCACCAUCAUCAGACAUGCACAACCAAGCUACUGCUUAUGCAAGAUUAGCUGAGUCAGCAGCUUUGCGUUCUGAAGCUACAAAUACAAAUAAUGAAGUUAUGAGUGAGCUUACUGAUGAAUCUGGCCUCACUGUUCUUCCUGUAUCAGCUCAAGACACAGGAUUGUUGCCUAAUCGCACAGCUGAUGCAAAGGGAUCCGACAUUAUGCUGGAGUCUAUUCUGGAGGCAGAGGUAGCAAGAAAUGCAAAGGAUUUUUUUGCUCAACCCCAAAAUGUAGUCAAAAGUUAAUACAAUAAAUAAAUAAAAGCAAGUUUUCUGUUUUAGCCA